Gallus gallus (chicken) is the source of this 3919-nucleotide messenger RNA. RefSeq names its product UDP-N-acetylglucosamine pyrophosphorylase 1 like 1 (gene UAP1L1). Gene Ontology annotation, molecular function: UDP-N-acetylglucosamine diphosphorylase activity. The transcript is spliced from 9 exons. The coding region runs from base 26 to 1531 and encodes 501 amino acids. Lineage: Eukaryota; Metazoa; Chordata; Aves; Galliformes; Phasianidae. The record is from RefSeq and is a predicted model, not a curated record. Gene Ontology annotation, biological process: UDP-N-acetylglucosamine biosynthetic process.
GCGGCCGUUCGGCAGCGCUGCGAGGAUGGAGCCGCCCGAGGAGGUGCGGGCGCGGCUGGAGCGGGCCGGGCAGGGCCACCUCCUGCGCUUCUGGGCCGAGCUGGACCCGGCGCAGCGCGCGGAGCUGCUGGCCGCGCUGCCGCCGGGUCUGGGAGAGCACUGCCGGCUGGCGGCGGCCUGCGCCCGGCCGCGGGAGCGCCUGGAGCGCCUGGACGGCCGCGUGGAGCCGCUGCCCGCCGCGGUCCUGGGCAGCGUCCGGCACUGCGGCCCCGCCGCGCUGCAGCGCUGGGAGGACGAAGGUUUGCACCAGAUCUCACAGAACAAAGUGGCAGUGCUGCUGCUGGCUGGAGGACAAGGAACCCGCCUGGGAGUGAGCUACCCCAAGGGCAUGUACAAUGUGGGACUGCCCAGUGGCAAAACCUUGUAUCAGAUCCAAGCAGAAAGGAUCCGCAAAGUGGAGCAGCUCGCUGGCCAGAGGCACCACUGCAAGUGUACCAUCCCCUGGUACAUCAUGACAAGUGAGUUCACGCUGGGGCCAACAGAGGAGUUCUUUGUAAAACACAGCUACUUCAACCUGGAUAAAGCCAAUGUAAUCAUGUUUGAACAGAGGAUGCUGCCAGCUGUCACCUUUGAUGGGAAGGCCAUCUUGGAGGAGAAGGGGAAAAUUGCUAUGGCUCCAGAUGGCAAUGGUGGCUUAUAUCGUGCUUUGGUGGAUAAUAAGAUCUUGGAUGACAUGAAGCAGCGUGGUAUCCAGUAUGUCCACGUGUACUGUGUAGACAACAUUCUUGUCAAAAUGGCAGAUCCAGUCUUCAUAGGCUUCUGUGUUGCCAAAGGAGCAGAUUGUGGUGCCAAGGUGGUGGAGAAGGCCUACCCCACAGAGCCUAUUGGGGUGGUGUGCCGUGUGGAUGGGGUCUCUCAUGUGGUGGUGGAGUACAGUGAGAUCAGCCCAGAGACUGCGCAGCAGCGAAGACCUGAUGGGGGGCUGAUGUACAGCGUUGGCAAUAUCUGCAACCAUUUCUUCACUGUUGAGUUUCUGCAGACAGUGGCCCAAAAACACGAGUCCCAGCUGAAGCACCACGUGGCCAUAAAGAAGGUGCCUUACAUUGAUGAGGAGGGAAAUCUGGUAAAACCACUAAAACCGAAUGGAAUAAAGCUGGAGAAGUUUGUGUUUGAUGUGUUCCAGUUCUCUAAGAAUUUUGUGGCAUUUGAAGUUUUGAGAGAAGAGGAAUUCUCGCCAUUGAAAAAUGCAGACACAGCUGAGACAGACAACCCUACCACUGCUCGGCAGUCCCUCCUGGCCCAGCACUACCGCUGGGCUCUCAAGGCUGGGGCCAGAUUUCUGGAUGAAGAUGGCUGCAGGAUACCAGAGAAGCUCAGUCUUUCAGGAACCGAAGAUCCUCCGGCUGUGUGUGAGAUUUCUCCAUUAGUAUCUUACUUUGGAGAGGGUCUGGAGGCGUACAUGAAGAACAAAGACUUCUGUUCUCCCUUUAUACUCGACGAAGACAAAGCAGAAAUGCUAAGAAGUUGUUGAAGAGGAGGGAGGACUUCUCCCCCUCAAAUCAGAUACGUGUCUGUCAGAGCCAUUGUAAGAACUGACCCCCCUACUAAAAUGUCAUAUGAAGUGCCUUAUGAAAACUUGCUUUGCAGUGCCAUGUUGAUGCCAAAUCCUUGCAGCAGUUAUAUAUACACAUCUGUGCCCACUCACCAGAUCUGUUUGGUGACUUUGAAGUCUGAGCCUUUUACCUCAGUCUGUUCUGUAGACAGUGAUAUGAAUGAUGAUUAAUACUUCCCAGGUACCAGACAGAUUUUAUAUUUCCUUUCUCUAGUGCAUACAAAUAUAUAACAGAGCCAGCUGGAAUCUAAUCAAUCAGUUUUGCGUUCAUGAAGAUUAGAUCUCUGCAGUGCCUUUUUUGGUAGCUUGUUUGUGCUGGGUUUUUUUUUUUUUUUUUUUUUUUUUUUUUUUUGGUAUGUUUGCUUGUUUGUUUUAAACUGUGCAGAGCUGAAGAAAAAUCAUUGUGAUGCCCCAGUCUGGAAUGACUUUGUGUACAGGACUCUUUCUGUCCAAAGAUCCAUCUUUUCUGUAAUCCUCUGCUUGUCAGGAGAUGCAGUUCAGCAUUCAUAUCCUCUAAUCAGUGUGUAUGGAGGAGUGUGCUGCAGUUGGGGUCUUUCUGUGUGUAAGUUUUACUGGAGAUGUGGGCUCUCCAGCAGGCGAGACUGGCUUGCACAAGUAGGCUCAGUGGUGGCAUUCCAAGAAAACUAAGUAAAUACACAGCUCAGACUGAUUGCUUUUUACUGCUGCAGUGACCUGCAGUGGGGAAGGAGGACACAGAAAAAGGCUGAGAACUGUUUUCACAGCAGCCUUCUCUUCUUCUCUUAUGACAAUCAUUUAUAUUGCGUGACAUUUUUCUGUUUGAUACAUAUAACAUCCCUCAGGGAGGGACUCCUGUGAAGUGACUGAAGGUGACGGUGACAGGAGGAACAAGCUGUGAUGGUAGAAUUUGAGGCUUAAUCCCAACGUAAGCAAUGUACAUAGUAAAAUGCCUCAGCUUCUACAAUUUCUGGCCAAGUGGUUUUCCAGCACUUUUUCAGUUAAGUAAUUCUUUAGGUGCCUUCCUUUUAGCAUAGAUUACUGACUAUGAUAUAUUAGCUAACUAAGGAAGGUAAUUUGCAGAAUCUCAGUAGCACAGAAGCUCAGCCCUGGCUGAGGGGUCACAGGGUGGCCAUGCCUGCCCCAGCAGAUCCUACACACCAAAGUCAUUUCACACCUCAGGAGGACUCUUCAGGUGCAUUGCUGAGUGGGGUUGGGUUGAUGAGGACACUCUGCAUUUCUCCCAGUCAGCUGUAAGGAAGGUAUUGAAUUAUAGAAUAAAGGAAUCAUAGAAUGGCCUGGGUUGAAAAGGACCACAGUGAUCUUCCAGUUCCAACCCCCUGCUAUGUGCAGGGUCGCCAACCAGCAGACCGGGCUGCCCAGAGCCACAUCCAGCCUGGCCUUGAAUGCCUCCAGGGAUGGGGCAUCCACACCUCCUUGGGCAACCUGUUCAGUGCGUCACCACCCUCUGGGGGAAAAACUUCCUCCUAAUAUCCAACCUAAACCUCCUUUGUCUCAGUUUAAACUAUUCCCCAUUGUCGUAUUGCCAUCCACCCUCGUAAACAGUCGUACCCCCUCCUGUUUAUACUCUCCCUUCAAGUAUUGGAAGGGGAGAAGUUUCAGAUGAGGCAUUUCAUGUCUCUGCUUCUAUUAUAGAAUUGUCAAUGCUGAUAUUAAGCAUUAAUCUUUUACAUAAUUGAAUUUCUGAACUUCUUCCUGUGAAGGUGUAUUCAGAAUGUUGGAGAAAAUAAAAAUAGCUUUGAGAGCAGCUAUCAUUUAUAAGUAGGCUUAUAGAGAAACCAUCUAGAUGCCAAUGGAAGAAUUUAAAGAUACAAAGCGUAUCUGCAUGUACACGAGUAAUUAGCCUUUUGUAUGUGCAGACCAUAUAACUACAGUUCUGAUUACCUCUUGCUGUGUGUGCAAUCAGUAUUUUUAGUAUAAAUUAAGCAUUUGUCUUUGACGCUCAGUUCUGUAUUUUUUAUUGUGCAUUUUUUUAUGGGCCAUUUCCAUUCCUGUCAGUCGAGUUUUGCAUCCAAGAACUGAUUGCAUUGUAUCUUUGAGAGCAUUGCUCGUCAGUUCAGGCCCGCAUUGUUUUAAAUAGCACUGUGCUAUAGAGAAAUAAUAUUCUUCUGUUCUUUCUAAAAUGCUUUUUGAAACUGAAUUACAGUUCAUUUUCUGUCUGCUUUAAUCACAUGAACACUGAACUGCUGAUAUGUUUUAGAGAUUGUUUUUGAGGAGAGGAAUUAGGAUGCGGAAUGCCUUGUGUGUUUUGUUUUGUUUCUAGAAAUUUUUGGACAAUUAAGCAUUUUGAUAAUAAAGAUGUUACUGUGA